This is a messenger RNA of Arabidopsis arenosa, 1071 nucleotides long. The record is from the annotation of a GenBank genome assembly. NCBI's taxonomy places the organism in Eukaryota, Viridiplantae, Streptophyta, Magnoliopsida, Brassicales, Brassicaceae.
AUCAUUGGUGAAUAAGAUUUUUAAAAAGUUUUUGAGAAAAAAAUUCUAUUUUGGGAAUCAUUAACUCAAAAUGGAAGGUAAAGAUUUGUUAAGUUGGGAGCAAAAGACAUUGCUAAGCGAGCUUAUCAAUGGAUUUGAUGCGGCCAAAAAGCUUCAGGCACGAAUCGGAGAAGCUCCGUCGCCAUCAUCAUCAUUUUUAUCUCCGGCGACGGCUGUGGCUGAGACUAACGAGAUUCUGGUGAAACAGAUAGUUUCUUCCUACGAGAGAUCUCUUCUUCUACUAAACUGGUCAUCCUCACCGACCGUACAACUCAUUCCGACGCCGGCUACUGUAGUCCCGGUGGCGAAUUCCGGCAGUGUUCCAGAAUCUCCGGCAUCGAUAAACGGAAGUCCGAGAAGUGAAGAGUUUGUCGAUGGAGGAGGUUCUAGCGAAAGUCAUCGCCAAGAUUACAUUUUCAAUUCAAAGAAAAGGAAGAUGUUACCAAAGUGGUCAGAAAAAGUGAGAAUAAACCCAGAGAGAGGCUUAGAAGGACCUCAAGAUGAUGUCUUUAGCUGGAGAAAAUAUGGUCAAAAAGACAUUUUAGGCGCCAAAUUCCCAAGGAGUUAUUACAGAUGCACACAUCGUGGCACACAAAACUGUUGGGCAACGAAACAAGUCCAGAGAUCGGACGGUGACGCAACGGUGUUCGAAGUUACGUACAGAGGAACACACACUUGUUCGCAGGCGAUCACACCACGUCCACCAACAGCCUCGCCGGAGAAGAAGCGAGAAGACAUCAGAGUUAGACCAGCAAUUACCCAAAAGCCAAAGGAUCUUCUCGAAAGUCUUAAAUCCAACUUAACCGUUCGAACCGAUGGGCUUGCCGAUGGUAAAGACGUUUUCUCGUUCCCUGAUACGCCACCGUUUUACACUUACGGGACUAUCAACGGCGACUUCGGCCACGUGGAGAGUUCUACUCCGAUCUUUGACGUUGUUGAUUGGUUCAAUCCAAUGGUUGAGAUUGACACAACUUUCCCCACGUUUUUACACGAGACGACUUAUUAUUAAACAAAUAAAAUGUAAAAGAGAGA